Molecule: messenger RNA, 570 nt
Organism: Drosophila willistoni
Lineage: Eukaryota; Metazoa; Arthropoda; Insecta; Diptera; Drosophilidae
Gene: RpL28
Product: 60S ribosomal protein L28
Exons: 4
Coding region: 79-483 (134 amino acids)
Biological process (GO): translation
Cellular component (GO): ribosome; cytosolic large ribosomal subunit
Molecular function (GO): structural constituent of ribosome
Source: RefSeq, a predicted model, not a curated record
UAAUCGCAGCCAACUUCACCGGGUUCGGUGGCUGCCAUAUUUCUUUCCUGCUGGUCUUUCAACGAGAAAAGACUUGAGAUGGCAACCUCUUCGCACCUCAACUGGUUGAUCAUUCGCAACAACAACGCUUUCUUGUUGAAGAAGCGUGAUGUGAAGAAACCCUUCAGCACAGAGCCCAACAACUUGACAAGUGUUAGCUCUUACCGUUACAGCGGCGUCGUCCACAAAAAGACCGUUGCCGUUGUUCCUGCUGCCGAUAAGAAGGGCUUCACCGCAGUGCUGAAAAAGGGCAAAUAUGCUCAGCGUCCUGCCAAGAACACGGUGCGUGUUGACUUCAAGGCUGGUCCCAGACGCUCCCUGAAGAAGUUGAAGAACUUGUUGAUUGGCUCCAAGUACCGCAAAGAUCUGACACAGGCUGCUCUUCGUCGCGCCUCUGCUGUUCUGCGUUCCCAGAAGCCCGUCGCAGUCAAAUCGUCCGCUUAAGGUGCCCGAAUAAAACGCAUUAAUUGGGACAAUGAUUGUGAAGCCGUUUUCUACUCCAGAAUAAAGAAAAAAAAUGUUAAAACCCAA